AUGGCUUCCUACCUCAUCACUGGCUGCUCCAGAGGCAUUGGUCUGGACAUGGUCAAGCAGCUAUCAGCCAGACCAUCCUCUGCAGUGGCUACUAUUUUUGCAACAACUCGAGCACCGACCCCUCCCCAGCCACUGGCCGACCUCAUCCAGGCUGACAGCAAGCGCAUACACUUCGUCCAGCUAGACACAGAUGAUCGUGCAAGUAUUGAAGCAGCCGCAUCGAACAUCGAGCAGCAACUUGGACAGAGUGGUUUAGACAUUCUUGUCAACAACGCCGGCAUAGCCCCAUGGGAAUCCGACCCCCCUCUCGGCAUGGACAGUCUCGAACAAGCGCUCAAGACCAAUGUCGUAGGAGUCCGCGACAUCAUCACGGCGUUCCUCCAACUGCUGCGCAAAGGCCAGCAGAAGAAGAUCAUCAACGUCAGCAGCACCAUGGGAUCAAUGGCCUUGGCCGAAUUGGUAGCCUCAGUUCCAAGGCCGUCGUACAAGAUCUCGAAAGCGGCACUCAACAUGCUGACGGUUCAGUACUCGAUCUAUCUAAGGGACGAGGGUUUCACCACGGUCGCCAUCUCUCCGGGCUGGCUGAAGACAGAUUUAGGUGGCAAGGAAUAUGCUGAUCUAGAGGUGGACGUCGGUGUCAAAGCUACCCUGGAGCUCAUCGAUAGGCUGAAGCAAGAAGAUACGGGGAAGUUCUUGAAUAUACAUAUACCUGGAAACCCAACGUAUGAUGGAGAGGCGUUGUACCCCUCCUGGUAA
Messenger RNA from Cyphellophora europaea CBS 101466, 756 nucleotides. RefSeq lists its product as uncharacterized. The record is from RefSeq and is a predicted model, not a curated record. The coding region runs from base 1 to 756 and encodes 251 amino acids. Lineage: Eukaryota; Fungi; Ascomycota; Eurotiomycetes; Chaetothyriales; Cyphellophoraceae. The transcript is spliced from 2 exons.